AUGUCUACAUUCCGCCCUAAAACUCGAAUGUCUUUGUCUCCCAAUGUCUAUGCACCAGGACACUCAAUGGACACUACUCGCCCCACUAUUACCAAAAGGUGUCAUACACAACAACUUCAACGCGAAAGUCUUUCUUGCAGUGAUUCCGACGAUGAUAUUGUACGUCAAGGGAAAAGACGUCGCCGUGAUAAUUCUGUAAGCUUGAUUUUUAAACAUCUUCGCCUGGAUAUUCAUUAUGCUCUCCAGCUCAUAGAGGAAACUGUCGACAAUUACCUAGAACCGUUCAGUUGGCCACGGCAAUCCGACGAUGCGCUCCAAAUGGACCGUGUCUCACAGUUUCCAACGACUUCGUCUGCAUUUAGUUUUUUCCCUUCAAGCAGCCCUCCUCUGGAUAGAUGCUUUAGGUCUUCUAGCCCAGAUUCGGGCGGAUUUCAAGAAGGAGCGGGUGAGGGCCCUUCGGAUCUUGCUCGUUUGCGAACAUCAGCAUUCUGGGAGCUGCGUCAGAGCGUGACAGAAAAUGGCGAAGGACUCGUGCGCCGGAUGCGUGACUAUGAGCGCUCUCGUUCAAGACAUCAAACUCACCAAAAGGCCAAGGACGCCGAAAAACGAGGACGAAAACGUGCAACGCGACGACAGAAGACAUACUCCAUCAAUGCCUCAGAAGAGGAAGAUGAUGAUAUUCUCAUUUCAUCAGGAGAUUCUUCGACUCAUAUAAAAUGGUGUGCUUUUGUCAACAAGAGAUCUCGCUCGUUGGACGACAUGGACGUCGAUUCCCAAAAGGAUGUCCGGUCAUCCAUUCACCAGAUACGUAGCCAGAGCUCUGGUCCACCUUCAGAUGUACAUCAUCCCACAGGGUCGCAAUACCACCAGCAAAACAAAGAGGUCGCAGCGUUGUUGGAAGAUUUAAUGUCCCCGUACAACUCGUGUACGAAUCCAUCGUUGGAGCCUACGCCGGGGUUGUCCCAUUCAUCAUGCGAGUCAGCAAAUUCGUCUUUAUUAUCGCUCGCUCUGCCUCCUUCUAUCUUGGAAGCAGACGCCGCACUUCCGUCCACCGCAAGCGAGAAAGCUCUCGCUGCAUUAAGUCUUGCGUUGGAAAAUGGCGCAGGAAGCAUCACUGAUUAUUCGUCUAUAUGGAAGUAUCAAGAACAAUUCAGUCUAGGAGAAACCCAUGAUUACGGGGAACUAUGGAACUAA
Molecule: messenger RNA, 1194 nt
Organism: Psilocybe cubensis
Lineage: Eukaryota; Fungi; Basidiomycota; Agaricomycetes; Agaricales; Agrocybaceae
Exons: 1
Coding region: 1-1194 (397 amino acids)
Source: RefSeq, a predicted model, not a curated record